Molecule: messenger RNA, 3393 nt
Organism: Syngnathus acus (greater pipefish)
Lineage: Eukaryota; Metazoa; Chordata; Actinopteri; Syngnathiformes; Syngnathidae
Product: multidrug and toxin extrusion protein 1-like
Exons: 17
Coding region: 17-1786 (589 amino acids)
Biological process (GO): xenobiotic detoxification by transmembrane export across the plasma membrane
Cellular component (GO): membrane
Molecular function (GO): xenobiotic transmembrane transporter activity; antiporter activity
Source: RefSeq, a predicted model, not a curated record
CAAGAGAGGGAGACACAUGCUCUACGCAAGCAUGGAGGAAGCCACGAGUGACAAGAUAUUCUGCUGCAGAUGGAUGCGUCGCAAGCUCCCCAAGGCCCUCAGGGAGGAGGUGUACCACCUCUUGAGGAUGAUGGGGCCCCUGUUGGUGGCUCGAAUCCUCAGUUAUUUGCUUCCGUUUGUGGUGACCAUGUUUUGCGGACACCUGACGAAUGAAGUGAUGGCUGGCUACGGAUUAGCAUCUGCUACCAUCAAUAUCACCACUGCAGCAACAGGCCUGGGUUUGGGCUUUGCGCUCGAUACUUUGGUCGCUCAGACCUUUGGCAGUAGGAACCUGCUGCGCGUGGGCGUGAUCCUGCAGCGAGGCAUCAUCAUCCUGCUGUUGUUCUGUCUGCCCUGCUGGGGUCUGCUCCUCAAUGCACAGAGUCUUCUGCUGCUUAUGGGCCAAGACCCCGAGGUCACACGGAUUGCGCAGUUGUAUAUCACGGCAUACCUCCCAGCAAUACCAGCACUGUUUCUAUAUCACCUGCAGCUCUCCUAUCUUCAAAAUCAGGGGAUAAUACUACCACAGGUGUACGCUGCCGUCCUGGCAAAUGUGGCAAACUUGCUGACUAACUACAUCUUCAUCAGCGUGCUUGAUUUUGGAGUGUAUGGAUCUGCAGCAGCAAGCACCCUGACAGAAAUCUACCUUUGUGUUUUCCAGUUUGCUUACAUUUGGUGGAAGAAGCUGCAUAAAACGACAUGGGGAGGAUGGUCUGUGGAGUCGCUGCAGGAAUGGGGCUCCUUCAUGAAACUGGCCAUCCCCAGCACACUCAUGACGUGUUUUGAAUGGUGGAUUUAUGACUUGGGGGGCUUGUUUGCCGGGAUGCUUGGUAAAGAUGAGUUGGCGGCCCAUCACGCCUUGAUAACAGUGGGAAACCUAAACUACAUGGUGACACUUGGCAUCCAAGCGGCGGCGUGCGCUCGAGUGGGCAAUGCUCUCGGCGCUGGGGACACGGCAGGAGCGAUUCUCACAUCCAAAGUGGCACUGACGCUUUCAGUCGCAUUUGCCGUUGUUCAAGCCACCGUGGUCGGAGCGACAAAAUCCGUCAUUGGCUUCCUCUUCACCUCUGACCUGAAGAUCAUCAGUCUGCUGUCUCGCUUGAUGAGCAUUUACUGCGUCCUACAGUUAUUUGAAGCCAUUGUGGGCGUGUCCGGAGGGAUCUUUAUGGGAUCUGGGAAGCAAAAGAUACCCGCGGUGGCUAACUUCAUCGGCUACUACUGCAUCGGCCUCUCCAUCGGUGUCGUGCUGAUGUUUGUCUCCCAACUAAGCAUUUUCGGUUUUUGGCUGGGUCACCUCAUUUGUGUGGUUCUACAAGCCAUCUUCUACAUUGUGGUCAUAUUCAAACUCAAUUGGAAGAGCAUCACAGAGGAGGCGCUGAAACGAGCCCAGGCUAAGCCAAAUGUGCCAUUACUGAACACAAGUGCUGCGGCUAUUAACCAAAACGAAGAGCAGACACAAGUACAGCACACUUCAAUGGAAGGCUUCACGCACGUAUGCGACGAAUGUCCCGAUGUCGAUUCAAAGAGUCCGCCCGGCAACAAGGAAGACGCCGGACAUCUCUCUGUUUCCCAGCUGGUUCUCCGGCGAGGCAUCACCAUGGUUACUGCACUGGGACUCCUGGCAGUGGGCACUUGCGUGCAUUUCCUGGUCCCGCCGCCCGAGAGCUCAAUGCUGCUCCACGCCAACCUCACGUUCAAUAAUGCCACAAACAGUCCCCUGCAAACUGUUACAAUGCUGGACUGGUGAAGACAAGAUGAAACUGCAGGAAUCCACAUUGUCAAGGUCAUCCAGAAGAUAAGAGUGAAUACUGAUCAAUUUUAUUCUCAGCGCUAUUGUUGGAAGGUCACUUUAAGUGCAUUUUUUCUUGUUUGAUUUUAGUUUUUUUCCUUUUUUUAUUAUAUGUACUUGUGUAGCGCUAAAAGAACUAAUAGGACUGAAAGUCUUUUAUAUUUUAUGACACAAAUUAAUGUUGGGAAAGGUGAGUAUAACCGUGAUGAUAAUACUACUACUUCAGAAAUACUGUAAAAACGAUCUGAAAGUCAUAAUAUAAUUUGAUGCCUUUUUUUAAAACAAAUAUGGAUCUGUCUUAUUAAGCCUUGUUUUUUCUUAUUCAUACAUUUGAAAUCAACACACAGUGGGCCCUAUUUUCAGGCAGGUGUGCUGGCCCCAGGCGUAUGUAAUAGAAUGCGCCUUUGCUUUGUGUGUCGUCGAUCUGAGGCAUCGUAGUGCACGUGCUUCAAAACACGUGCUUUGAACUUUUGUUGUUGCAUUCUAUUAGUUCGCCGCUAGAUGGCACUAGAUUUCACACACUGUCCCUUUAAGAAUCAUGGGGAAGACCACUGACUUGACCGUUUGUGAAGGGAACUAUCAGUGCAAAGGUCUGAAAAAAAAUGACAAAAGAAGCUCAAUGUUCAGAGUGCUGUAUAAAAGAUGAAACAGUAUUAAAAGGAAGGGGAAAAAUGUGGCCGGAAAAGAGGGGGGGAGUGGCCUGAGGCUGGUGUCUGUGCAUCAAGAACCACUAGUUGCAUGGGCCACAACUAUAGAAUUCCAUAUGUCAAGCAACUCCUGAACCAAAAGCAAUGUCAGAAGCAUCUGUGCUGGACUAUGGAGAAAAAGUACAGCUGGGCCAAAUAAUCUAUCCAUGGAAAAUAAUUCCAACAAUUCCAACCCUGCACCUGUAAACAAAGUUGCAUCGACACUGCCCUCUUCAUAUAUGCAUAUUUUCUAUUCCACAUUAUGUUUCAUACUCCAUUCCCGCCUACAAAACAGCAAUUGAGGAGUGCUUCCUAUUUUGUAUACCUGUUGUACAAUGACAACAAAGGCAUUCUAUUCUAAUUGGGAUUUUAUUUGGCGCCACGCGCUCCAUGUACAAAUGUCUUCGCUUGCAUGCUAUUUUUAUUAUUUUAUUUUCCUAUAUGCACUAUUUCUGCUGAAACAAUGCAAAUUUCCCUAUUGUGAGGCUAAUAAAAAUAUCCAUCCAUCAUCUGAACUUCUGAUUCCAUCAAAAUUUGAUGCUAUUUAAUAUUGGGGGGUACACCUCAAAAACAAAUAGUAACAAAAGCAGGGCUUGAUACAGGAAGCAGGCUUGACAUACUGACAACUUGUCCAACCUGACAUCAAGCCUAUAUGACAGAAUAAAAGUGACAUACUAAAAGGACAAAGCAUAAAGGACCCAUAAAAAAUUAUACAGCAAGGAAUGACCAGUUUCUACACGAACAAAUGCAAGACGACAAUUAAUUAUAAAUGCGCUAUAUAAAAUACACUGUAUUAAAAAAAAUUAUGAAUAUUGUACCUUCCUCACUGAGCAGACGUAUGUGUAUUUUAUUGUUAUAAUAAAUUUGAAAGAGGAGUUA